UUUAUCGAAACACACUCUACUUCACUGGAAAUGCCCACGCCUUUUUCUUAAACUACAUUACAUUCCGUGUCACUGUCGCGCUUUUACGCACAGCCACACGAUGAGUGUCUGGACAUCUCCGCGCGCUCUCCUGACCUCCCUCUGCCUCUUUCUGCUUUUAUCAGACUGCUCGGGCGCAGCGUCGGAUUUCGAGGUAACGCUGCUUCACACCAACGACAACCAUGCACGGAUCGAGGAGACCAGCGAGGACUCGGGGAAGUGUCCAGACACGGGUCCUUGCUUCGCUGGGGUCGCCAGGAGGUUCACUAAAGUGUCGGAGAUCCGCAAAAAGGAGAACAACGUGCUGCUUCUGGAUGCUGGAGACCAGUUUCAGGGAACGGUCUGGUUUAAUUACUACAAAGGAGCAGAAGCUGCACACUUUAUGAACAAACUCGGCUAUGACGUUAUGGCUUUUGGAAACCAUGAGUUUGACAAUGGAGUGGAGGGUCUUAUGUCCCCUUUCCUCCAAAACUUAAGUUGCCCUGUGGUGAGUGCCAACAUAAAGACUGACAAGACUCUGGCUGCAACUUUCGGUGUCAGCUACACGCCCUACAAAAUCUUAGACGUUGGCUCAGAGAAAGUUGCUGUGGUCGGCUACACCACUGUGGAGACCCCCUUCUUAUCCCAGCCAGGCCCACACCUAACGUUUGAGGAUGAGGUGGAGGCACUUCAGAUUGAGGUCAAUAAGCUGCAAACCAUCGGUUAUAAUAAGAUCAUCGCCCUGGGUCACUCUGGCUUUGACAUGGAUAAAGAAAUUGCCAAGCGUGUGAGAGGAGUUGAUGUUGUUAUUGGAGGACAUACAAACACAUUCCUCUACACUGGAAACCCCCCAUCCACUGAAGUACCUGCCGGUCCUUACCCAUUCAUGGUGAGGUCUGACGAUGGGAGAGACGUGCCAGUGGUCCAGGCCUUUGCCUUUGGGAAGUACCUUGGAUACUUGAAAGUUACCUUUGACGAGGCUGGAAAUGUGAAGAAAGCUGUUGGAAACCCCAUCCUGAUGGACAGCAGCAUACCUCAAGACCAAGAGGUCCUUGCUGACAUUGAGGAGUGGCAGAAAAACUUGGCUCAGUACUCCUCGCAUUAUAUCGGACAGACAUUAGUCUACCUCAAUGGGACGUUUGAAGAAUGUCGAUAUCGGGAGUGUAACCUUGGAAACCUGAUCUGUGAUGCCAUGAUUUAUCACAAUAUAAAGUAUUCAAGCGAGCUGAAAUGGAAUCAUGUGGGCAUAUGUAUGCUGAACAGUGGGGCCAUACGCGCAGCUAUAGACGAGCGCUACAAAAAUGGUUCCAUAACUAUGGAGGAGGUCCUCAAUGUCUUACCAUUUGGAGGAACCUUUGACUUGGUCCAGAUUAAGGGAUCAACAGUAUUAAAGGCAUUUGAAUACUCAAUACACAGAUAUGGAGACAUGUCUGGAGAAUUUCUUCAAGUCUCAGGCAUUCGGGUUCAAUACGACCUCUCCAAACCAGCAAACCAGCGUGUAGUGUCCAUAUCCAUGCUCUGCACUGAGUGCCGUGUGCCUAAGUAUGAACCAUUAGACCUGAAGAAGAAGUACACUGUGGUCAUGCCUUCGUACAUGGUGGACGGAGGUGAUGGCUUUACCAUGAUCAAAGAGGAGAUACUUAAGCAUAACACAGGUGACAUGGACAUUUCUGUUUUUUCCAAAUACAUCUCGGACAUGAAGCGUGUGUACCCUGCAGUGGAAGGACGGAUCACGUUCAGGAACUUGGCGGUCUUAACAGCGCACAACCUUGGCUUAUUGCUGCUGGGUUUAUGUGUGUCCCUGACCCUCUGAUUGGCUUUGUACACUCUGUGAAACAGUGAUAGACUGAGGGGCACAUUUGGCUGCUUGUGAACUCCUCUGGGACUUAGUUAACUGCCUUUCCAACCCGCUGCCUUCAGGGAUAACUAGCUGACAACAGGAUUGCAGGUUCAGUGUCAAGGUAGUCAGUCAGUCAGUCAGUGUUUUAAACAGUUUAAAGAACAGUAUCAAUUUUUAACAAUAUUUCAACAUCUUUUACAUGUGCAAAAUGAACAAUUUAAAUAUGAAAAUGGUAAAAAUGUAUUAGAUAUGAUUGUUUUGGUAGACUUAAAAGUGCAUUGAAUCUAUUUUUUAUUGUCAAUCUAAAGGAACUGAGAUGUUAUGAAUAUCUAAAAACCAAGACAGUGCUUUACUGUAUAAUAUAAAAGAGCCCAAAGACUGCAAGGCAGUGACAUAAUGAACAGAGAGAAAGCUGCCUGGCAGCUAUGUCUUUGUUUUUUUGUUAUUUAAUAGACAUGUAAAAAAAAGAGUAUUUAUACACCUGAAUAUACCUGAAGGUGUUGUUUUGCUCUGUUGCAGUCGUGUAGAUGCCUUCCAUCUGAAACUCAGGUUAAUUUCAUUUGAUGCCACUUAUGCAGAAAAAAAGAAGCAGUGUGACUGCUUAUUGAAUCUAAUUUUUAUAAAUUAUUAUCGAUAUUUGAGUUGAGUUGAAGUUACAAAAACAAAUGUAUUGCUACAGAAAAAAAAUAUGAUCUGUAACCUUUGUUCCCAUGGCACUUACUUUUUGAGCCUCCCCCUGUAUGCACUAUUUGACAUAUUUAUCCAGAGCUGAUAGAAUAAAUGAACACUGCAGUUCUUCUGUU
Plectropomus leopardus (leopard coralgrouper) is the source of this 2661-nucleotide messenger RNA. RefSeq names its product snake venom 5'-nucleotidase-like. Gene Ontology annotation, biological process: AMP catabolic process. Gene Ontology annotation, molecular function: nucleotide binding; 5'-nucleotidase activity; metal ion binding. Gene Ontology annotation, cellular component: plasma membrane. The record is from RefSeq and is a predicted model, not a curated record. Lineage: Eukaryota; Metazoa; Chordata; Actinopteri; Perciformes; Serranidae.